GGCAAGUUCGUGGCCCUGAAGAACGUGCGGGUGCAGACGACGGAGAACGGGCUCCCCUUCAGCACCAUCCGCGAGGUCGCCCUCCUCAAGCGCCUCGAGCACUUCGACCACCCCAACAUCGUUCGGCUGAUGGACGUUUGUGCCAUCGCGCGGACCGAGCGCGAGACCAAAGUGACGCUGGUCUUUGAGCACGUCGACCAGGACCUGAAGACCUACCUGGACAAGGCACCUGCACCUGGGCUCCCCCUUGACACCAUCAAGGACCUGAUGCGUCAGUUCCUUAGUGGCCUCGACUUCCUGCACUCGAACUGCAUCGUGCACCGGGACCUGAAGCCCGAGAACAUCCUGGUGACCAGCAGCGGGCAGGUCAAGCUGGCUGACUUCGGCCUGGCCCGGAUCUACAGCUGCCAGAUGGCCCUGACCCCAGUG
Molecule: messenger RNA, 429 nt
Organism: Merops nubicus (carmine bee-eater)
Lineage: Eukaryota; Metazoa; Chordata; Aves; Coraciiformes; Meropidae
Product: cyclin-dependent kinase 4
Exons: 3
Biological process (GO): regulation of gene expression; protein phosphorylation; signal transduction
Cellular component (GO): cyclin-dependent protein kinase holoenzyme complex; nucleus; cytoplasm
Molecular function (GO): ATP binding; cyclin-dependent protein serine/threonine kinase activity; cyclin binding
Source: RefSeq, a predicted model, not a curated record